Messenger RNA from Acinonyx jubatus (cheetah), 4086 nucleotides. RefSeq names its product Bet1 golgi vesicular membrane trafficking protein (gene BET1). The record is from RefSeq and is a predicted model, not a curated record. The transcript has 5 exons. NCBI's taxonomy places the organism in Eukaryota, Metazoa, Chordata, Mammalia, Carnivora, Felidae. Gene Ontology annotation, molecular function: SNAP receptor activity. Gene Ontology annotation, cellular component: Golgi trans cisterna; SNARE complex. Gene Ontology annotation, biological process: vesicle fusion with Golgi apparatus; endoplasmic reticulum to Golgi vesicle-mediated transport. The coding region runs from base 171 to 464 and encodes 97 amino acids.
CCUGGGUGACGCCAUCACCCGGCGCGCUGUUUAGCGUCCACUGAUGUCGUGGCGCUUUGGAGAAAAAACUUGGUGUUUCUUCGGGCCCUGGUUCUGAAGACGCCGUCUGGGGGGCCCGUGGCUCCUUUCUACCCACCUCUCCUUCUGCUUUUUUUCCCUACUGUGGCAGGAUGAGGCGUGCAGGCCUGGGUGAAGGAGUACCUCCAGGCAACUAUGGGAACUAUGGGUAUGCUAACAGUGGGUACAGUGCCUGUGAAGAAGAAAAUGAGAGACUCACUGAAAGUCUGAGAAGCAAAGUAACUGCUAUAAAAUCUCUUUCCAUUGAAAUAGGCCAUGAGGUUAAACAUCAAAAUAAAUUAUUAGCUGAAAUGGAUUCACAGUUUGAUUCUACAACUGGAUUUCUAGACGCAUCAGAUAUUUUACAAGACAACAUGUUGGUGUCAGGCUUUGAGAUGAUGCUGUGACUUCCAAGUGGACAUCCCUAUCAGAGAUUGAUUCAGUUUUGAAGAAUUAUUUAACUGUGUACUCUGUGCCAACUGUGUGACAUCAGAGCUCAGGGAAGACUCAAAAAUCAUUGUCAAUAAUUAAAAUUGCAAAAGGAAGAAGGCCAAAGAAAAAUGACUAGAAGAUGGAAACAAGAGAACCAACAAUGGGAAUAAAUGAAAUAUCAAAGCCUUGGGAAAACCAGUGAUGGCAAGUGGGGGAUGGAUUUCAAGAUUAAGGUUUGGCUGUUAUAUGACAGUCUUUGUAAAGUAUUAAAACACUAUUUAAAUGUUAGAUAUUAUCAAGGAGGUGGGGAUUUCAGGAAAUGGGGUUUGGGGGCGAUGUAAAAGUGAUUCUCAUAGCUGCACUGUCCAUUUCUUAUUUUACAAUGCUUUCUAAAAACUGCCUAAAACAGGUUGGCUGAGAUCCCUGGCAGGCAGCAGACUUCUCUGGAAGGGCCUGUCCCUGCCCCCUCAGAGAUUCUUCUGGCAGCACCAUUUCUUCCUUUUGUUUGGAAACCCCUAGCAAAAAGUACUCCCAGAAAUAAAAGUGGGGAAACACCUCAAAUAUGGAAAAGUUUUAGCCCUUCAUAAUCCUUCACAAGCCCAUUGCUAACUCUAUAGUACUUUAUUGCUAUAGAUGUCUAGGAAGUUGAUUAUAACAAUUCAGGCAAAAUAUUCACAUAGUUUUUAUUCGGACAGUGUAAGACUUUCAGAUAUUUGGGUGGUGGGUGACACACUAUAUAUUCUAUAUUUUAAAGGGUGGAGAAAAUUGAGGAAGCAAUUUAUAAAAAUCCCAAAUGUCCACAUUUUUCUGCCAAGUAUCUAGUCACUUCAUUUCAGUAUGAGUUGGUCCUUGGAAGUAUGCUAACACAUUUGCACAGAAAAGAAAGCACUACUUACCUGCACCAUCCCCUUUGGAUACAAGGUGUAGGUCUCUACAAUGAGGAGAGGGAGAAUUACACAUAUUAUUGAUAGAAUUUAAAUUGGCAUGCAAAUUAAUUCUUGGAUACUACUGGAACAGAGAAUAGUCGUUAAAUCUAAAACAAAUAUGCACCAUCUUAAACAUCAGAAUUCUGGAGCAGAAAACCCAGCACCUGCAUCCAUAGAAAGCUGGUUCUAUAAAAUAAACUAGUUGUCCUAUUUUUUCAAUGCUCUUAAAUUUCAAAUUAUAUGUAUUGAAUUUGCUUCCUUGUAGAGAAAGUGGGAAAGGCGCUUGAUAAUUUAGGUUCAUUCAGUUAGUAAAUAACUUCAUCAGGCUAUACUGAUGAAUAACCUUUGACUAUUUACUGGGAAGCAGAAUAGCACCAGAGCUAAGACUGAGAGCUAUGAGGUCACACUGGCUGAACAUAAAUCCUGGUUCCCACUCAUAAGUUUGGGUGGAUGACCUCUCCACCUCAGGUACUCUCUUUGUAAAACAGGAAGAAAAAUUGUAUAUAGGUAGUGGUAACACAGCAUUACUGUGCUAAUUAAGUGAUAUUACUUGUAAAGAAAUUAGAAUGGGUUCCUGGGACUCAGUGGUAGAUGUUGCCUUUGUGGUCGGACGCUUAGAAAUCUAAUCGGUCACACUCACCCACAUGUUGCUGAAAAAAUUUCUCCCCGCUGCCUGGCCUCCCCGCCCCGCCAUCCUGCUACAGAAGGAAGCUGCUGUCUUUCCUCUUCUAGUGAGGGGUCCCCACUUUCUGGAAGUUAGUUCAAUUAGGUUUCUUUGCAGCCUCAGCAAUCUGAUGGAAUUAAAAAAAAAAAAAUUUAACGUUCAUUCAUUUUUUGAGAGAGACAGAGCGUGAGUGGGGGAGGGACAGAGAGAGAGGGAGACGCAUUAUCUGAAGAAGGCUCCAGGCUCUGAACUAUCAGCACAGAGCCCGACGCAGGGCUCGAACCCACGGACCGUGAGAUCAUGACCUGAGCCAAAGUUGGACGCUUAGCCGACUGAGCCACCCAGACACCCCUGAUGGAAUUAAAAAAAAAAAAAAAAUCUAUGAUAUUUUAGUGUAUCUAUCUUAUUUACAUUAUUAGAAUGAAAGCAACGGAGUUCAGCUUUGGAAGCAGAAGUCUGAAGAGAGAAACUUAGAAAGUUGUCUACCUGUAGAGGUUUGAUGAAACAGUUGAUAAACAUUCUAUUUCCUUUUACUUUCUCUACAGUUAUAUUUUUUAAUUCUAUUUUGAAACUUACUUAACUGUAUGAAGUACAGGGCACAAAUGAUUUUCUUUUUUUUUUUAAUUUUUUUUAAAUGUUUGUUUAUUUUUGAGAGAGACAGAGUGUGAGCAGGGGAGAGGCAGAGAGAGGGAGACACAGAAUCCGAAGCCUCAGCAGAGAGCCUGAUGUGGGGCUCGAACUCACAAACCUCAAGAUCAUGACCUGGGCCAAAGUCAGACACUUAACAGACUGAGCCCCACAAAUGAUUUUCUUUUUCAUUUACAAAGUGCCAACUAGUUAUUCUCACAGUAAAUAUUGGAUAACAUUUUCUUGCUCUUACAUAUAGGGUCUUUUGUUGGGGUAUUUAUUUUGUUCUAUUCAGUUUUCUAUUCUUGUACCAGUAACACACUAUUUUAAUUAUUGGACUUUUGUAGUAUUUUCAUAGUUAAUAGAUACCUAUUCAUUCUUUCUGAUGAACUUCAUUAUACUUUGAUGAUAUUUUAAUAAAGCAGAGUGGAUUUUUAUGAGAACCACGUUAAUCUUUUAUAAUAUUCUCUGAAGAAAAUCUCCAAAAUGUUUCCCUAACUGGAAAGUUGGAUUCUGACUCCAAGCAAAUUUCUCAUUUCAUUUCAUUACAUAUUAAUAUUUAAUGGUAUAGCCCCAGAAACCAGCUUUCUGGGGCUGGGAAGGGUAGGAGGGUGAUUUAUAGUAAUUUUUUAUUUCUUUGGUGUAAAUAUUCCCACCACACUUGAUUUCAAUCUACCAAUGUGACAUCACUGAACACAGUUGUGAAAAUAUCUGCACAAUUGGCUCUCAUGAGCUGGUACAAGGUACUGUAGCAUACCACUGGCUAUAUUGAUGACAAAUAUUCUUUUAAAAGAUGUAUAAAUUACUUGUUUUUUAGAUGAGGACAUCUCACUUAAAUUUUAAUAGAAAACAAAAUUAGGCAACAUGAAGUUAAAUUGAUAAAUUAACUUGAGAAUAGUAUUUUUCAAAGACAGUGGACUCUUAGAAGAUCAUUUGUGCAUUUUGCAUGUCAACCUUUUCUUAAUUUGUAUACGUAAAUUCAUGCUACAUUUAUGGACCUUCCAUCCUUUGACAGUUCAAGUUCUGUAUAUGAAUCGUAUACAAAAAGGGUAGGUGAUUAUUGUCAUUCUCCAUGCUUUUCCCUGCAAGUGGAUGUUCAAACAGAGUGCAAGGGUCGCUCUGUAUAUUUAAAAAAGCUUUUUUCUCUUUAGAAAAGUAUUGGCUUCUGGGGCGCCUGGGUGGCUCAGUUGGUUGAGCGACCAACUUCGGCUUAGAUCAUGAUCUCGCAGUUUGUGAGUUCAAGCCCCGUGUCAGGCUCUGUGCUGACAGCUCAGAGCCUGGAGCCUACUUCAGAUUCUAUGUCUCCCCCUCUCUCUACCCCUCCCCUGCUCACACUCUGUGUCUCUCUGUCUCUCAAUAAUAAAUAAACGUUAAACAAAA